AUGUCCUGUGAAAAAGCUACUUUUACUAUCAAGAACGGUCCAUCCUUCGAAGGUAAAUCCUUCGGUGCUGACAAAUCCAUCGCUGGUGAAGCUGUCUUUACUACAUCCCUAGUUGGUUAUCCAGAAUCUAUGACCGACCCAUCAUAUCGUGGUCAGAUCUUAGUCUUUACUCAACCUUUAAUUGGUAAUUAUGGUGUCCCAUCUACUGAAGAACGUGAUGAAUUCAAUCUAUUGAAAUACGUUGAAUCCCCUCACGUUAACGUUGUCGGUAUCGUCGUUGCUGAAUACGCAUACGAAUACUCUCAUUGGGCUGCUGUGGAAUCACUAGCAUCCUGGUGUAAGAGAGAAGGUGUCGCUGCUAUCACUGGCGUUGAUACUCGUGAAAUUGUUCAAUACUUGAGAGAGCAAGGGUCCUCUCUAGGUAGAAUCACUAUCGGCAAUGAUGAACCAGUCGAAUAUGUCGAUCCUAUGAAUACUCAUUUGGUCGAACAAGUCUCUACAAAUAAACCAUUCCAUAUCUCCGGUAAGAACCCAUCUGUUAACAUUGCCCUAAUUGAUUGUGGUGUCAAGGAAAACAUUAUUAGAUGUUUGGCUACCAGAGGUGCGAACGUCACUGUUUUCCCAUUCGAUUUCAGAAUUCAAGAUGUCGUUAAUGAUUUCGAUGGUAUCUUCUUAUCAAAUGGUCCAGGUAAUCCAGAGAUGUGUGACAUUACCAUUGCCAAUUUGAAAGAAUUAUUAGAAAACCCUAAAUUUAUCGAUAUUCCAAUCUUUGGUAUCUGUUUGGGUCAUCAAUUAUUGGCUCUAGCAUCUGGUGCUAAGACUUUGAAAUUGAAGUAUGGUAACAGAGCUCAUAACAUUCCUGCUAUGGACCUAACUACUGGUCAAUGUCAUAUUACAUCUCAAAAUCAUGGUUAUGCUGUGGACCCAGAAACCCUACCUAAGGAUCAAUGGAAACCAUACUUUGUUAAUCUAAAUGAUAACUCUAAUGAAGGUAUGAUCCAUUUAACAAGACCUAUUUUCUCUACUCAAUUCCAUCCAGAAGCUAAGGGGGGUCCAUUGGAUACUGCCAUCUUAUUCGAUAAGUUCUUUGACAACGUGGCUCAUUACAAGUUCAUGCAACAAUCAAAGAGAAAGUUGGCCGCUGUUCACCAAUUGGAUUUGACCGUCGAUAAAUUGUCAAAGGAAAGAGUCUUAUUUUAA
Messenger RNA from Naumovozyma castellii, 1200 nucleotides. RefSeq names its product carbamoyl-phosphate synthase (glutamine-hydrolyzing) CPA1 (gene CPA1). Bases 1 to 1200 code for a protein of 399 amino acids. The transcript has a single exon. Lineage: Eukaryota; Fungi; Ascomycota; Saccharomycetes; Saccharomycetales; Saccharomycetaceae. The record is from RefSeq and is a predicted model, not a curated record.